UUUCUCUCCGGAGCACUGACGCCCAGCCGGAAGAGGAUGGCGACAGGCGCUUUUAAGAGGUUUUGGUCCCGAGGCCCCGACGAGGCGGGGGACGCGGCGCCGGCGAGGAAGCCGGGCGCGUGGGCGCGUCUGGGCAUCUGGGCUCGGGCGCUGCUGCGGGACUACGCCGAGGCGUGCAGCGACACGGUGGCGGCGGCGCGGGCCCGGCCGGGGCGGGCGACCGUGUACGUAGGGCUGCUGGGCGGCGUGGCGGCGUGCUUUGCGCUGGCGCCGGGCGAGGCGGCCUUCGAGGAGGCGCUGCUCGACGCGUCGGGGUCGCUGCUGCUGCUGGCGCCGGCUACGCGCAACCAGGACUCGGAGACAUUCGUGCAACGGCUGCUGUGGCUGCGGGGCCGUGGGCGCCUGCGGCACGUCAACCUGGGCGUGUGCUCGCUGGUGUACGAGGCACCGUGUGAUGCCCAGGCCAGCCUCUACCAGGCCCGCUGCCGCUACCUGCAGCCCCGCUGGAGCGAUUUCCCCAGGCGGGUGCUGGACGUGGGCUUCGCGGGCCGCUGGUGGGUGCUGGACGCCCGCAUGCGCGACUGCGACAUCAACGACAGCGAGUUCCUGCACCUGCCCGCGCACUUGCGCGUCAUUGGGCCGCACCAGCUACACUCCGAGACCAACGAGCGGCUCUUCGACGAGAAGUACAAGGCUGUGGUGCUCUCCGACGACCAGGUGGACCAGGCGCUGUGGGAGGAGCAGGUGCUGCAGAAAGAGAGGAGGGACAGAAUGGUCCUGAGUCAGGCUGAGUUGCUGGUGCAGGAGGAGAGCGAGAGAUGAAGUCGGGGCACCCGGGGGGCUCCGGCUGCUGAUCGCUGGGCAUUUAGCGGGACCUAUGUGUCCUGAGCUCCUCCAGAAGGACAUGCGGAGCACGCAGAAGGUUCUCACCUGGAAGUCUUGCUCCCGCGCUGCUGGUUACCGAGGCCAGUGAGAAUCUUCUGGAUCUGGGAAUGAGCCAGGAUGUCCAGGCUUUGCCUCCCAAUACCUGUGAGACUACCCUCACCAUGGAGCGCCAAAAUAGUUCUCCUCUCUCCUUUCCUCUGUGAGUGUUGAGUGUUGGUUUUCAUUUUGGGUUCUUGGUUGAAGAAGUUAAUUACAGGCCCGCAGAAAACAAAGGUGCAGAGAUUGAGCAUAACCCCAAAGAGUGAUAUUUCCAUCUCAGCCAACUAUCCAGGGAUCGGUUAAUUUGGAUUGUAUGGGGACACGGAGUGGAACGCCCAUCCCUGACGACUGUACAAUGGAUGGUGGUGAGCUAAGGGACUUUCAGUCCUGGAACUGGUAGUGGCCGCCAUGAUUUGGGUUAUGCCAUUCGGUUGCCCUGAGCACACAGUCCAGGGGCUCAAGUUUUGUGGCCAUGGAUGGUACUUGGGUUGUGGCAAUCACUCUUGAAAAAGAAAUGUAGCCCAGAGCCACGUAAUAAAAGUGGCCCAUGAUGAA
This is a messenger RNA of Sorex araneus (European shrew), 1479 nucleotides long. It is a transcript of the gene TIMM29, whose product is annotated as translocase of inner mitochondrial membrane 29. Lineage: Eukaryota; Metazoa; Chordata; Mammalia; Eulipotyphla; Soricidae. Gene Ontology annotation, cellular component: TIM22 mitochondrial import inner membrane insertion complex. The transcript has 2 exons. Gene Ontology annotation, biological process: protein insertion into mitochondrial inner membrane. The record is from RefSeq and is a predicted model, not a curated record. The coding region runs from base 37 to 822 and encodes 261 amino acids.